Molecule: messenger RNA, 3945 nt
Organism: Microcebus murinus (gray mouse lemur)
Lineage: Eukaryota; Metazoa; Chordata; Mammalia; Primates; Cheirogaleidae
Source: RefSeq, a predicted model, not a curated record
CGCCCGCCCCGCUCCCUCGCUGCUCUCGCUGCCCGGCCGCAUCUUCCUCUGCCUCGUACCCGGAGGGACCAUGUCGAGGCUCAGCUGGGGUUACGGCGAACACAACGGUCCUGUUCAUUGGAAUGAAUUUUUCCCUAUUGCUGAUGGUGAUCAGCAAUCUCCAAUUGAGAUUAAAACCAAAGAAGCGAAAUACGACUCUUCCCUCCGGCCCCUUAGCAUCAAGUAUGACCCAAGCUCAGCCAAAAUCAUCAGCAACAGCGGCCAUUCCUUCAGUGUUGACUUUGAUGACACGGAGGACAAGUCAGUCCUGCGUGGGGGUCCUCUCACUGGAAGCUACAGGCUACGGCAGUUUCACCUUCACUGGGGGUGCGCUGAUGACCACGGCUCCGAGCACACAGUGGAUGGAAUGAAGUACGCUGCAGAGCUCCAUGUUGUCCAUUGGAAUUCUGACAAAUACCCCAGCUUUGUCGAGGCAGCUCAUGAGCCAGAUGGACUAGCUGUCUUGGGAGUAUUUUUACAGAUUGGUGAACAUAAUUCCCAACUGCAAAAGAUUACUGACAUUUUGGAUUCCAUUAAAGAAAAGGGUAAACAAACUCGAUUCACAAAUUUUGACCCAUUGUCUCUGCUUCCACCAUCCUGGGACUACUGGACAUACCCUGGUUCUCUUACAGUUCCACCUCUUCUCGAGAGUGUCACAUGGAUUAUUUUAACACCUAUAAACAUCAGCUCUCAACAGCUGGCCAAAUUUCGCAGUCUCUUGUGUACAGCGGAGGGGGAAACAGCGGCUUUUUUGUUGAGCAAUCACCGUCCACCGCAGCCCCUGAAGGGCCGCAAAGUGAGAGCCUCUUUCCGUUAAAAGUUGUCACCAGUGGACCACCCCAAACAUGACUGUGGAGAGCCAACAAAACAAAAAACAAAAGACAAAAACCCCUGCUAAUAGUUUUUUCCCUAGAAUUCGAAUUUACGGGUACCAUUUUACUAUCAGCUUCAGUGCUACAAAGAAAACCAGGUCUCUUUAAUGAAACUAACAUCACUCCUUUGUCUCAGAUUCGCAUUCAUGGAUAUUCAAGCAGUGAAUGUUUUUUGACAUUUAUCCAAACUCAUGAAAUAUGUGUACUUCCACCUGUGUGAAAAGAUGGGCAGCAUUGUAAACCUCACAAUGUAUCAAAAUGUUUGCCUUGCCAUAGAGACUGAAUUAGUCACAGCUCUGAGUGGUGUUAGGUGAAAAACCUAAAUUUAUUUCCCAAAUUAUAGGAUUGUGAUAACUUUUUUGAAACAAGUGAUCCUGCUUAAUGUUUUGUUAUUAUUUCAAUUCAUAAGAAGGAGAUAGUAUUUCCUUUUAAAGUGAAUGUUUGUGAUGAUUAUGUUACGGAUCCUCAUUGGACGACACUUUUAAUAAAAUGAACAAUAUGAGCGUUAUUGAGAAGGGGAUAUAGCUACUUAAUGUGUCUACUCCACAGAUCAAAAAUAACCCAUACAGUUUUGGUGAGGAAUUCCUCAGGAUAUAAGUGUCAAUUUACACUGUAGUGAAUUACACCAUAUAUCAUAUUCACUCAGUAAUGUUAACAAUUAACUGGCUAAUAAUUGACAAGACACAUUGCAUACCAGUUUAUGGCCUUGACGUAGUUUGAAACUAACAGAUUACGUAGUUUUACUGUAGGCAGAGCUGCCCUCAAGCAUGGUGAACAGGUUGCCUAUUUUUGCCCCGUGUUUUGGCAGCAGAGAAGGAAGUAAUCCUGUGUGGGUCAUUGUUCUGUCAUUUGGUGGAAAAAAAAAAAAUCACUUGAAUUUCAUAUGAAUAUACAAUCGGUCCAUAAAUCUGUCAUCUCAUUUCUAUGGCAAAGCCCAUUUCUCUUUUCGUACAUGCCCUUCCAUCUCUUAAGUAAUUUUGCAAGGUGGUGCUUGAUAUUAAUUUUAGGCUAUGUCUUGUUAUUUUUGUUUGCUUUUGGUGGAGGAGCAUGGGGGUAAGGGUUCCUUUUGCCCUUUCUUCUACAAAUGGAGUGACACUAAGCAUUAACUGAACAACCACAUUUAAGACUUGAACACGUGCUAUGCUGCUGUCAUCCUCUGACACAACUUUACCUGAGUUUCCUUGAUUCUGAUGGUUUAUGUCAGACACCUCUCUUCCUCUGGAUGUAGAUUUUAAUGAUUGAAACUAUUCUGCAACAUUCUUCUUGAUAGAAUACCUGGGUAUCAGUAAGUUGUGUAACAACGAUGUACACUGUCGCGUAAGAUGAGCUCCUGAAGAGUGAAGCUGAUUCCUGGGCCGUUGUUCUUUUCCACCUCAGCAUGUCUAGCAUGCGGCCUUACAGAAGAUUGAUAUGCAGUAAUCAUUUACAGAAUUGAAUGUUUUUAAAAAUUUUAUUUGCUAUCUUUGCUAAAUUAUCUCUCUGCUUGGGAUCAAGUGCAUUAUCAGCUGAUGUAACAAGUAAAAUGUUAUCUCUUGAGAAUAGUUUCUUUUUAAAGGAAUGUUUAUUAUAUCUAACUUGUAUAGCCAGAAGUUCUAAUGGUUUUAAAAAUACCAGUGUUGAAUGGAAAGGUGUUUUUUUUUUUUUUUUUUAGUUUGGGAAGACAUGUUGUGAAGUGUCCUUAUCAGGGGGAGAAGCCUGUUUUCUCAGAGAAUGUAAAUUGGUGUAUCUGAAGAGUGUGUAGGACAGGGAUUCUCAUUACUGUGUGUGACAGUUCAACUUUGUAACUUACCGUUUGGUUUCUGCUGCAGUAUUGCUACACAUUGCACCUUAAUGGACCCAAAAGGUCUACAUAGUACUGAUUUUUAUGGACAUUGUCUGUUAAUAUAUAUAUCCCUUAGAGGCAAAAGGGCUAAGUGUAUGAUAAAAUUGUUUUAUUGCCCCCUUUUUAAAGAAAUUAAAGAGUUGUAAAUACUAGUAUAGAUCUCUUUUGUUUCCCACAACAAAUAUUGGAUUUAUGUUUGCUAAGCAUUUUGUAUAGACGCUAUAUUUCCCAAUACUCAGGUGAUCAUUUCGCCCUGGACACUGUAUCUUCCAGAACAACCCUGCUGGGGUGAAGGACAUACUUAUAGAAAGGGAGCAGAGGAGGCCAGGGUGGAGAGAAGGAUCGAAAAGAUGCUUGCAGUAAAUAGUAUUUGAAAAGGAAAAUAUACAUUUUUUUUAAAAAAGAAUAUUUUAACAAUGAUUAAAGACAUUUUAAGAGGGAAAAUUAUGUGAAUUAUGUAUUCAUAAAUUUCCCAAAGGGGAAAAAGGAAGGGGCAGUGAUUUGUUCCUCACUUUGAACACCAGAUGGUGCUGUUGGACCAGAUGAGCUGAUCUGCACGCGGGGGCGUGGCCUGUUCACUGGGCGAAUGGACAGUAUGGCCAUUAUUUUACUCCCUCCCUGGUGCAAGACUUCAACCACUUUCAAAGGCUCCCUCUCCUCAUUAUCUCUAAAUAAUCCCAAGGUGUGUCCCAUUUGUGCUCAUGAGUAAGCUGUCAGCUCACUUGGUGUUUCAUAAUUUCUUCCCUUUGGUCCUCAUCUCCCUCUGUCCCCCCGCCACCCCUCAGGGGCAUCUCCUGGCCACCAUGCCCUCUGGGUACCGCCUAAGCUUCUGGGCCCCAUGCUGAUGCCACUGGGUGGCCUUGCCUCUGCUGCUGCCAGGGAAAAGAAGGCAGAGGAAACAUUCAUUAGCAGUAAACAUGUGCCAUGCCCAGCCCUCUGCAGUCUGCCCCUAGUAAGGGGAAGUGGCCUCCGGUGAAAGCGAGUUUGGAUUUAAAUUUCCUGGGGGCAAGGCUGCUUUAGCGUUGGGUUACUCUUCACCUGUCCUUCUGUAAAUAUGCAGUUCUCACCUGAGUUUUCCGCAGAAGGGAUAAAGUCUCAUCUAUGAGCAUUGUUCUCCUAUGCAAGAAGCAUGGGCUAGCUCCAGGGUCUUCAAGCAGCUUUGAUCUGUCUCUGGAUUUCAAAGGCCCAUUUAUUAAAAGCUUUUUUAUCAAA